AUGUGGAUGAGAAAAACCGAGGUGAACUUAAAGAGGUUACUUGUAACUGCACCACAACAGCAAAAUCAAGCAAAGCUUAUACAUUAUGUUGCCACUUUGAGGGAACUGCUAGAGCAGUUGGUUGAAGAGAGGAAUCCUGAUGGAUUACCAAGGAUUUCAAAAGCCAAGGUGAAUGAAUAUGCUGAGAACAUUGAAUCUGUUGCUGCCAAGUUAGCCGUGCCCACGUCUGAUAUGUAUACGUCCAAUGAACCUGAGAUUUCCAGCAGUGGAACUCCUAAAGCAGAAGGAAGUUUGAAUUCUGCUUCUGAAGGAUUGAGAAGAAGAUUUGGGGUCCAUUCAAACAAUGAGGAGAAAUCCCAAGAUACCAUUGGUUAUGAUCAAUCAUCAGCUGCAGUUAAACUAGAUGAUGCUGCACGGACACAUAUUGAGAAGCACAGGAAACUUCAGGAGGAUUUGACUGAUGAAAUGGUCGUUUUGGCACGACAGCUCAAACAGAGCAGUCUUACGAUGAAUCAAUCCAUCAAAAACACCAAGAAAAUACUUGAUUCAACUGAGAAAGCAGUUGAGCAUAGCCUGGCAAGUACAUGGCAUGCAACUUUCAGAGCAAUGGAUGUGUAUUCGCGGAGUUUCAAGACAACAUGCUUCCAAUGGCUUUUGAUCUUUGUCAUGACUUAG
Messenger RNA from Solanum pennellii, 675 nucleotides. RefSeq lists its product as uncharacterized. Lineage: Eukaryota; Viridiplantae; Streptophyta; Magnoliopsida; Solanales; Solanaceae. The transcript has 7 exons. The record is from RefSeq and is a predicted model, not a curated record. Gene Ontology annotation, biological process: retrograde vesicle-mediated transport, Golgi to endoplasmic reticulum. Gene Ontology annotation, cellular component: endoplasmic reticulum; SNARE complex. The coding region runs from base 1 to 675 and encodes 224 amino acids. Gene Ontology annotation, molecular function: SNAP receptor activity.